CAGAAAAGUGCCGAUCUGACAGUCUCCCACACACUUUCUCCAGCACUAACACACACUCCCUCUCCGUCUCACAGCCAUGGGUUCAGCGCUGUGGGUCUUUCUGCUGUGCCUGCACGGCUACCUGCUCACACAUGCUCUCGAGUGUGCCGACGGAGGCAGAGACUGCGCUGCUGGGGAGGUUAGCGAGGUCAAGUUGAGGGUUCGGCGACACACUGACCCAGACAGAGAGAGAGGAGGUCACCUUGGCCAAGCCCACCUACCAGGAUCAUUUUCAGCCAAGGGCAUCCCCAAUGCUCUCAUUCAGGCUGAUAGAGCGAGGCGUCAUCUGAACAUCAAUAGGAAGAAACACGUUCCUCGCAAAUCGAGAGUCGGCACUUUCUCGCUGCUCAAACACAACCCCUCCAAUCCUCUGCAGGUCGUUCGAGCUCGAAGACACACUGAAGCUGCCGCCAUUCCAGACCUGCCUCCAUUAAAGACAGUGAAGCAGAGGCCCAGGAGAAGUGCAGCCAAAAAGAAGAAGAACACAAAAGCUGCAGUCUGCUCCUGAGACGGGACGCCCAUCCACAGACGUCAAAACAAACCAAAGGCUAAUACAUGAAAAUUAAAUCAGUUCAUCUGGGAAACAAACACAUACUGACUCCAUUCACACUUACAGCUGCCGUCCUGGAGGCCUUUAUUGUUCGGUAAUUGCAGCACAGCUGGAAGCUGUAAUUGAGGGUCAGUGUCUGCUAAUGGUCACUGUCGCUCAUUUGGCACUUCAGAAUUCAAAGGCCUUUGUUUUACAGCAAUAAAAGGAGUGUUUAUGUAAGAUUUCAAUAGAUGAUAAAUAAUGGAGCACAUCUGAAUUUACAAAAAAAAAAAACAUUUAAACGAUAUUUAGUAAUGGCAGGACACUGGAACAGGCCAAGUAUGCUUUUCUUUAUAAUAUUCUUAUAUAGUGCAAAUGUUAUAUAAUGCAGAAGUGCAAAAAUAUGCAUGUAUACAGCAUUUUUCUUUACAGAAAUUCAUGCAAAACAGGUGCUAUCAAAAAUUCUAUUACUUUCAGGCUGUAUUCAUACAUACAAAACUCCAGAAAUGCAUUUAUAGCCAUUUAUGUAUAACCAAAAGUUCACACUUUCAUAUUAUUUUAUUCUUUUGUAUGAAGCUAAUAUAAAAAGAUGGAUUGUUUUUGUUCCUAAUGUAACAAAUGAUAUGCGUGUGAUAUAUGUGCAGUGCUUUAUCAGAUAUAUUUACAGUACGACGUAAAAUGUAAAGUCUUUAUAAAUAUGUAUUGGAUCAUGUAAGUCCAUGUACUGAUGAUACAGUCUAUUAUAUCAUGUUUUAAAUGUGGACACAUCAAUGAAGAUGUCUUGUAUUAAGGUUGUCAUUUAAUCAUGUUCAGUUCAGUUCUAUUGGCAUUUUUGUAAUAAAAAAUAAAGCUAAUAUUUAAAGUAAAAACAAGUUACACAA
Molecule: messenger RNA, 1449 nt
Organism: Astyanax mexicanus (Mexican tetra)
Lineage: Eukaryota; Metazoa; Chordata; Actinopteri; Characiformes; Acestrorhamphidae
Exons: 5
Coding region: 77-547 (156 amino acids)
Source: RefSeq, a predicted model, not a curated record